Messenger RNA from Pelmatolapia mariae (spotted tilapia), 1028 nucleotides. RefSeq names its product interferon-induced protein 44-like. The transcript has 8 exons. Lineage: Eukaryota; Metazoa; Chordata; Actinopteri; Cichliformes; Cichlidae. Gene Ontology annotation, biological process: immune response. The record is from RefSeq and is a predicted model, not a curated record. Gene Ontology annotation, molecular function: GTP binding. Bases 69 to 941 code for a protein of 290 amino acids.
GUAAAAACAGAUUUGGAAGACUUUAAGACUGUGGAUAGGUUCACAUUCUGGCUUUGUCCAGCAAAGUUAUGGGUUCUUCGUCUUCAAAAACAGCUCCUCCAUCUCCACUUCUUGAAAACCCAUGGAGGCAAAUUAACUUUGGAAAGAACCCAACUGACCAGCAUUUUGUGGAGAACUACAAACCUCAGGUUGAAGAACAAAAGCUUAGGAUCCUCCUUUAUGGUCCAUUUGGAGCUGGAAAAUCUAGUUUCAUCAAUUCUGUAAACACUGUCUUACAAAAGAGAGUACAUCGUGAGGUUUUGGUGGAGAACAUAUCUGGUACCAGCUGCACCAAAGAGUAUAGAACCUACAGGAUCCGGAAUGGAAACACCUUUUACCCUUUUGUCCUAAAUGACAUGGCGGGGUUCAAAAUCACCAGCAGAAGACAGAGAAGAAUUCAUGUGAAAGAUGUCAAACAGGCACUGAAGGGUCGCAUAAAUGAUGGUUACAAGUUCAACCCUGAAAAUAAACUGUCAAAAGAUGAUAGAUACUACAACAGAGCUCCAACUGAGAACGACAAAGUGCACGUUUUGGUUUGUGUUGUUGAUGCCAACACUGUAUCUCUGAUGAAUGAUGCCACUGUGGAGGUAAUGCAGGAUGUCAGAGAUGAAGCCAGUGAUCUGGGGAUUCCACAAGUGGCAAUUUUUACCAAAAUUGACGAGGCUUUUCCUGAGAUAAACGAUUAUGUGACAGAUGUCUACAAGAGCAAAUCUCUGCAGCAAAAGAUUCAGCAGUUCAGCAAACGUGUGGGCACCCCUAUUCACUCUAUUUUUCCAGUGAAGAACUACCAUUCAGAAACAGAACUGAAUCCUGCCAUUGAUGCCAUAAUAAUGAACGCCCUGAGAAACAUCAUUGAAAUUGGAAAUGACUCUCUCAACGAAAAGUUACAAUCCCAGAGCUAGACAUCCACUGCACUGAAAGUGUAGUUUUGGUUCAAGUGUUAAAACCAUUACAAUCAUUGUAUUUGGUAAAUUGUGUGUGAGUGAAAA